AUGGCCCACCCCCGCACCCUGCAGGGCCUGACUCUGCUGCUGCCUCUGCUCUUACUGCCCUGGGUGCCCACCACAGCCGGGGCUGGCAAGUUGGUCCUGUUGUCGCCCAGGGAGGUGAAUGGCUCUGUGGGCAGCACUGUGAUCCUGCCGUGUCACCUGAAACCUCCUGACUCUGGAACCCUGCGGGUGACUCUGAUCAGGUGGACGCUGCUGGACCCUCUGUCGGAACCCAGCAUAUUGGCCGAAUUCCAUGCGGACCAGGGCUCAAGCAUCCAGGACCCCAAUCGUAUGGAGUUUCAAGCUGGCAAGUUGGGUGCCAACCUUAUGGACGCCUCGCUGACCAUUCACAGACUGACCCCUGAGGAUGACGCCAACUACACCUGCGAGAUCCACACCAGCCCAUUCAAAGUGGGAAGCUCCAACAUCUGGCUCCGUGUGUUCUGUACGUAUGCCCCUGACGUCUCCCUCAACCUCUAUGAAGAAAUCGGAAAGCGGGGCCAAAAGGAGACCAGCCUGUACUGUGUCGCAUUGAGCAACCCGGAGCCCAAGAUUUAUGACUGGAGCACGACCACGGGCCCCCUGCCAUCCUAUGCUAUACCCCAGGGCCCCCACCUCCUGAUUCAUCCCACUGAGGAGUCCGUCGACACGACCUUCGUCUGCCGCGUCUCCAAUGACAUGGGGACAGACCAGGCAGUCUUGAGAGUCCAGCUCCCAGUUUGUGGAGUAGACACGGGAACAGGCUCCUGCAGCAAUAGCAGCUCUGGUUUCCAGCACAAACGGAAUCAAUCAGCAGAAAUUGGCCUCCAAGGAUUGAUGGAGACCCUGAUCCCCUGGCAGCCCUUUAGGACCCUCAUCAUGGCUCGGCCCCCCACUCUGCCAGGCCUGACUCUGCUGCUGUCUCUGCUCUUACUGCCCUGGGCACUCACCAGAGCCGAGGCCAGGGAGGUGGUCGUGCUGGCGCCCACUGAGGUGCAGGGAUCCCUGGGCAGCACUGUGACCCUGCCGUGUCACCUGCAACGUCUGGAGUCUGAAACUCCGCAGGUGACUCAGAUCAGGUGGACGCGGCUGGACCCGCCGGGGGACCCCAGCAUUGUGGCCCAAUUCCACUGGGAGCGGGGCCCCAGCAUCACAGAGCCCGACCGUUUGCAGUUCAAGGCCGCCCGGUUGGGUGUGGACACGCUUGACGCCUCGCUCACCCUGCGUGAGCUGAGCCUUGGGGACGAAGCCAACUACACCUGCGAGAUCCGCAUCAGCACAUCCCAGCUGGGGAGUGCGAGCACCUGCCUCCGCGUGUUCUAUGCCCCCCAGGUCUCCAUCUCUCUCUAUGAUGCCAUCGGGCAGCAGGGCCGCAGGGAGACCAACCUGAACUGUGACGCCCGCAGCAACCCGGAGCCCAAGAGUUAUAACUGGAGCACGACCACGGGACCCCUGCCCCCCUCUGCUGUACCCCAGGGCUCCCGGCUCCUGAUCCAGCCCACUGAGGAGUCCAUCAACACGACCUUCAUCUGCCGCGUCUCCAAUGCCCUGGGGACGGGCCAGGCAGCCAUGAGAGUUCAGCUCCCAGAAUCUUCCGGGAAAGCAUCACUCGCAGACUCCGGCCUCAAGCUCAGCCUCCCGUUUGCGGUGGUGGCUGUGCUGGGGACCCUGCUUUAG
Messenger RNA from Sorex araneus (European shrew), 1653 nucleotides. RefSeq names its product poliovirus receptor homolog. The record is from RefSeq and is a predicted model, not a curated record. The transcript has 9 exons. Gene Ontology annotation, cellular component: focal adhesion; plasma membrane; extracellular exosome. Gene Ontology annotation, biological process: fusion of virus membrane with host plasma membrane; susceptibility to T cell mediated cytotoxicity; positive regulation of natural killer cell mediated cytotoxicity directed against tumor cell target. Lineage: Eukaryota; Metazoa; Chordata; Mammalia; Eulipotyphla; Soricidae. The coding region runs from base 1 to 1653 and encodes 550 amino acids. Gene Ontology annotation, molecular function: cell adhesion molecule binding.